AAAUUAUCAAUGAUAAUGUGAAUAACUCAACAAUCACAGAACAAGGUAACAUAGAGAAUUCAACAAGUAGUGAAGAUCCUGAUCCUAACAAUUCAAUUGUGAGGCAAGAAUCCAUUGAUGAAGGCUCUAAUGAGUCAAUUUCAUCAUCACCAAGGUCUGUAUUACCAGAUAAGACCCUAGCAGAAGAACUUUCAUCACCAACUUUUAAUCAACAAAUGGAUAUAGGUUCUCAACAAUCUAAUAACAUGGAGGAUAUGACACAAGAAACUUUGAAUGAAGAUGAACUUCCACAUGACACCAUGCCUCAAAAUAGUCAGCCGUUGGUGGAUUAUAUAACUGAUGAAUCACAUAAUGUUGACCAGGAGGAUACAGAUCACAUGGAGAAUUCCAUUGAAGAAACAAAUAUCCUUAGAAACAUGAACAAUGAAAAAAUCUGCAGGAUGGAACAACAAGACAAGUUAAAUAACGGUGGUGAGAGUAGUGAAGACAAUUCUUCACACCAAAUUAGUCAAGAGGACACUUUAGAAUCCACCAAACAAAUCAAUGAGAUGGAAACUAAGGAGGAUGUGGAUGAGGGAUCAAAAGAUUUAGCUGGUGACAAAGUGUCAUCAAGAGAGCUAGUUGAAGAAGAUAAAAAUGAAACAUUAGCAAGUGAUGAUAAGAUCAAUGAGGAGUUGCAGCUACCACAAGUCGAUGAGCCAACGGUUCACAACAAAGAAACAGUUGAAGACCAUACAGAGGAUUAAUGAAGAACUAAAAUGUGCACCAUGCAAGUGCUAAAGCUUGAUAUUCAUUGGACUUGUUCUUCCUUGGAAUUUAUUGACAAAAUAGAGUGAAGUUAACAUUAUUUAAUUCUCCUCAAUGUUGUAAAUGACUUAUAAGUUAUUCAAGAAGUUGAACUUGCCAAAGAGAAGAAAGACUACAAGUAAAGUUGCACAUACUAUUUAAUCUC
Molecule: messenger RNA, 952 nt
Organism: Cicer arietinum (chickpea)
Lineage: Eukaryota; Viridiplantae; Streptophyta; Magnoliopsida; Fabales; Fabaceae
Source: RefSeq, a predicted model, not a curated record